AGCGGUAUCCACCCCACCGCUGGUUUCACCGGCCCUCUUCUCUCCCUGGCACUGGCAUCUUUAGUGUGGGCACCCGGCUGUGACAGCUUGCGGCUUCACAGCCAGGUGCCCACUGCGCAUGCGCAAGAAGUGCUGCGCUUUGUGAAUGGUCCCGUAGUCUUCGGGGACCUGUCACGUGUCCCAGAAGACUAUGGGGAGGGAGGGGGGGGGGACAACUUCCACUUCAGAUCGCCUAGGAAGAUUGGAACCUUUGGGGAGCGGGUACCCGAAUUUGACAGACACCAGUUCCCA
Molecule: messenger RNA, 291 nt
Organism: Staurois parvus
Lineage: Eukaryota; Metazoa; Chordata; Amphibia; Anura; Ranidae
Source: the annotation of a GenBank genome assembly